AUGUCGCUCAAGAGUCGUGCCUGUCAAAAUCAACUUACCAUGUUAAGAAUAGCUUGCCUGAUCAAAAACAAACUGCUAGCGCGUGUGGCUGCUGCUGCUCUGGGCAAAGAUCCGUCUUCAGAUGCACCAGGUGCUCGAUCUGGGCGCCCACGACGCAACAAGACGCUGCAACGUCGGUCUGCCGUGCCCAUGCUGGCCUCCCUCACAGAAGAGCCAAGCGAAGCGGAAGAGAAUUGCACUACCACAGCGGAUAAGCCUUCUACGCAAGAAGAUAAGGCAGCUGAAGACACCGCUGCUGCUGCCGAGGCCAUCGUCGUGGCUCCGCCGGUUGUUGAGUGCGUGCUGUGUAAGUAUAAAGUUCCCGGUCACAUUCAUCCUGGUGCGCAACCAGCUCCAGCUCCAGCUCCAGUAGCUGCACUUACAGAAGACAAGAAACCUUCUAAAGAGGAGAAACCGAGUGAGCGGCAGAAAUCCAGAGUCGACAACCCGCCGCCAAAUCGGUUGUCGUCCUGGUUCUAG
Molecule: messenger RNA, 519 nt
Organism: Phytophthora sojae
Lineage: Eukaryota; Oomycota; Peronosporomycetes; Peronosporales; Peronosporaceae
Exons: 3
Coding region: 1-519 (172 amino acids)
Source: RefSeq, a predicted model, not a curated record